Messenger RNA from Phycodurus eques (leafy seadragon), 2846 nucleotides. RefSeq names its product gastrula zinc finger protein XlCGF57.1-like. Gene Ontology annotation, biological process: regulation of transcription by RNA polymerase II. Gene Ontology annotation, molecular function: RNA polymerase II cis-regulatory region sequence-specific DNA binding; DNA-binding transcription factor activity. The record is from RefSeq and is a predicted model, not a curated record. The transcript has 2 exons. Lineage: Eukaryota; Metazoa; Chordata; Actinopteri; Syngnathiformes; Syngnathidae. The coding region runs from base 280 to 1551 and encodes 423 amino acids.
UUCAGUGCAAAUUUUGUUAGCGCCGCCGAACGCGCUCCACGAAUUCAUUCUACCGUAAUUAGUGGUGAACGCAGUAAAAGCUCGACGCAAGUUCGUUCAUCGCCACGUUAAAGGACUAAAACAUCAUUUGAAUCACCGUGUCCGGAUAAACUCGUUUUGGUGGUGCACGUUGACGCUUUUCGGCCUAGUUAGCUUAGCUUAGCUUAGCUCAGCUUAGCUCGCUAACAAAGAGACGCGUUUGCGAGCAGCACAUCGCCAAUUCGAGACCGAAGUGUGAACAUGUUUGCAAAGCACGUGGAGGAGCUUCCCGCAACCAAAGUGGAGGACGAGCGACAAAGUCGACUUCGGGACGCCGUUUGCAAGCAACCUCGCGUUGUGUUGCACAGAGCAGACGUCAGUGAAAACCUUCAUCCAGAGCAGCAGGCUGAGUCCCCUCACAUUAAAGAGGAAGUGGCGGACGAAGAGGUUUACCACAUUAAAGAGGAGGAGGAGGGUGAAGAAGUUCAUCACAUCAAAGAGGAAGAGAGAGGGUUCCUGCACAUUAAAGAAGAAGAGCACGAGGAAAUCAUCAAGGUUCCAUUGACUGGUGUUCCUUUAAAGAGUGAAGAUGAAGGUCAAAGUGACGAAUGCAGAGGUGCGGCGCCUCCAUGCAGCAGCUCAAGUCAACACAUGACAAGAGAAGGGGAUGAAGACCACUGUGGAGGAUCACAGGCAGACGGCCUCUUAGCGCCACUAUCAGACAGUGACGACAUGACGUCACACUUUCCUCACACUGAUGAGGAAGAGUCUGAAGGUGAUAUGACAUGUCACACUGACAACAAACGAUGGAAAUGCGCUCAGUGUGGGAAGACUUUUCCUUAUAAGAGCAGUUUGAAACGACACAUGAGAACACACACGGGAGAGAAACCUUAUGCCUGCUCUGUUUGCGAUCAAAGAUUCUCUCUUAAGGGAAACUUAAAAAUACACACAAGAACCCACACGGGAGAGAAACCAUUCGCCUGCUCAGUGUGCGGUCAAAGAUUCUCUGAGAAGGGAAGCUUAAAAACGCACACAAGAACCCACACUGGAGAGAAACCAUUUGUCUGCUCAGUUUGUGGUCAACGAUUUUCUAGGAAUAGAAUCUUAAAACGUCACACAAGAACACACACCGGAGAGAAACCCUUUACCUGCUCGGUUUGUGAGCAAAGAUUCUCUGAUAAGGGAAGCUUAAAAACACACACAAGAACACACACAGGAGAGAAACCAUUUGCCUGCUCAGUUUGUGGUCAAAGAUUCUCUCAGAAGGGAACCUUAAAACGUCACACGCGAACCCACACUGGAGAGAAACCGUUUUCCUGCUCAGUUUGUGAUCAAAAAUUCUCCGUAAAGGGAAGCUUAAAAACGCACACAAGAACCCACACUGGAGAGAAACCAUUUGUCUGCUCAGUUUGUGGUCAAAGAUUCUCUGAGAAGGGAAGCUUAAAGCGUCACACAAGAACCCAUACUGGAGAGAAACUAUUUCCUGCUCAGUUUGUGAUCAAAGAGUCUCUUAACUUAUCAGAGACUCUUUAACCACAAACUGAGCAGGCAAAUGUGGGUUCUUGUGUUUUGUCAAGUGAAAACUUAACAUCACACAAGAACCGACACUGGAGCGAAAUAAUUUGUCAGCUCUGUUUGUCAUGAAAGAUUCUAGGGCUGUGAAAUUGAAUGAAAUUGGCCAAGUCGACCACAAAAACUUCUGCCUCAAGGCAAUACAAAGUUUAACAGCAUAUUUGCUUGGCCCGGAACUAUUUGGCCACUGUCCAUGUUUACCACACGGUCUUUUGUUGAGAUGGACGCACUGUUGGACCAGUAAAAAACUGAAACGACAGAGCUAGGCUAUUUUUGUUGUCUCAAGUUGAAACCAUACACACAGUACCAACAUAUGCAACGUAAGGAUAGAAGUUCAUCUCCCAUAUGUGAGAAUAAAAUGGCGAUUCCUCGAGGACUCAAGGAAAUAUCUGUAUGGAUAAUCCAUUUUUAAUAGAUUUGAUAGUGACAGGCUUAAAAGAUUCACUUAGAGGGGACACACAAUUCAACACACUAGGGAGAAACCUCUGUUCAGUUUGUGGGCAAAUAUUCUCUCAUAAGGAUCGGAUUAUUGCCUGAAUCAGACAACAAGACAAAUCCGCUCUUUCAUGAUUGUCAUGAGCAAUGGGGGGGAAACGUGUGGUGGUUGUCACCGGUGCUCGGGGGAGGACGUUCAUUCGAGGAUUACUUGAGUUAUGUUCGCAUACUUUGAAUAGGAUCCGGCUCGCGAGCAGGCACCAAAACGCGACGUAGCCUAGCAAGCUGCAGGGGACGGGCAAACUAAUAGGAGGUUUGUAAAGACUGGACGGUGCGUCGGCGGAGCGACCGGCUGCAUGGACGAGGCAAGCUGGAAGACGAGGACGCUGCAUCAUAGUUCACGCUCUAGCUAUCGUCUGUUAUUGUCUGUGUGUAUUUUGCCGUUACAUUAACUGUCUUAGCUAUUGUCUUACAGUUCAGUAAUUGCAGCCGAUUGGCGGGCAAGGGGUUUGUUCGCGAGGGAAGUGUUAAAUGUCGGCCUGUGUAUUUCUGCUUCCAGCCUAGAAGUUGGUGUUGACUUCAAGUGUUCGAUGAAGUUAGAGGAAUUCUCAGUGUCUGACUCCGGACCAGACCGGGUCUAAGCAGGUGGCAGCGUCAUAACAAACCUGCCCGGUGGGUUCUAGUUUACCUAACAUGAGGUUUAUUGCAAGAAUAAAAACAUUGUUGCAAUGUGUAUGUAUAUUAAUUAGUAAAAAAAAAAAAAAAAAAGAAAAAAAGCAAAAAUAGCACUCCAGAAUAUUGUACUUCAUAAAUUGUAUAUU